Messenger RNA from Metschnikowia bicuspidata var. bicuspidata NRRL YB-4993, 1129 nucleotides. RefSeq names its product mitochondrial 54S ribosomal protein bL32m. The record is from RefSeq and is a predicted model, not a curated record. Gene Ontology annotation, cellular component: mitochondrial large ribosomal subunit. Gene Ontology annotation, molecular function: structural constituent of ribosome. Lineage: Eukaryota; Fungi; Ascomycota; Pichiomycetes; Serinales; Metschnikowiaceae. The coding region runs from base 72 to 668 and encodes 198 amino acids. Gene Ontology annotation, biological process: translation. The transcript has a single exon.
CAUCAAGAUCACCUCAAAGAUUGAAGGUGAAAAAAAAAGAACGCGGACCAAUAUAACCACACAUAUUCAACAUGUCCCUGGCACUCAGAUUGGCGUCCUCGGCGCUCUACUCCCCACUCGCGGGUGUCAGCAUAUCAGUGGCCUUGCCCAGGAUGCCCAUGCUCCCUAGACUAGCUGACUUUUUGCCCAAGAAAUGGGCAGAAACACCUGUAGUGUCGGUGGACCCAAGACUAGAGGAACUUGCCCGGCUCUUGGAGAAAAACAGUCAGCCGCCAUUUAUGAUUGACAACGGCGCGAUCUUGAAAGCUGCCCCCAAAAAGAAGCCCUCCUACAAGAGAACCAGAGAGAAGUUGUACUCGCCAGGAGACAAGCAGAUCCAGCCAUUGCACAACUUGCGUAGAUGUGCUGCGUGCGGCCGUGUCAAGAGAUCCCACUUCAUGUGCAUGCACUGUUUCGGCGAGAUCCGGGCAAUGUUGAAGCAGAAGAAGAAGGAGAUUUUCGGCGAGCCAGCCAAGUACGAGCAGGAGUUGGACUCUAUCGACAAGAAGAUUAUAUACCCAGGCAAGUACUAUACGCAGAAGGAAUGGCGCAUGGAGAAGAAGGAGUGGAUUCCAAAGAGAGAGGAGCCUUUGAUGUUCGACCCCUCCCAGGUGAAGAAGAAGAAGUAGCUGUGUACAUAGACUCGGAAGACAGCACCGCACAUUGGGCGCCUGUUGCUCAAUAAAAGCAAAUCCAAAAAUGGGGUUUUCAUGUGGGCGAGUCCGAUGAUUGAAGCUCGUGUCUCGUGGCUCCAGAACUAGAGAGGUCUAAGCGAUGGAGUUGGGAAAGGUGCUACAGGAACUCGGUAUUUGGACAACUUUAAUUAUCCCUUGUUUGGGGCUGGCUUCCUUAAUUCUUUGUAGCCUAAGAUGUCCAAUCGCUCUAUUGGCAUGUCUUUUGUCUUGAUGACUAUGGAGGUUGCGAAGUCACAUAAGCCCACUUUCGAAUCAUAUACGAGGGAAAACAUGAACAAUCAUAGUACAAACUUUUUUUAUAGUCCCCUCGUGUUAUUGACAACAUGCAUAUCAAGAAGCAAAGGUCCUUAUUUACCUCUGCCCGUAUAGUUGGUCUCUUACAUGGGUAGUCUCAG